Molecule: messenger RNA, 1908 nt
Organism: Cannabis sativa
Lineage: Eukaryota; Viridiplantae; Streptophyta; Magnoliopsida; Rosales; Cannabaceae
Product: pentatricopeptide repeat-containing protein At5g48730, chloroplastic
Exons: 5
Coding region: 177-1727 (516 amino acids)
Molecular function (GO): protein binding
Source: RefSeq, a predicted model, not a curated record
CCCAAAAUCAAAUUUAGAGGAAUGAGCCCCAUGUAGUCAUUCUCAUCACUCUCGAGUCUCCAUUGUUUUCAAAUUGUGGAGCUUGGAUUCUAGGAAGCCAGUUCUGCAAAGAAUCCUUACAUAUCUACUGUGACUCAAAUUUAGCUAAUGAAUCUUUAGAUUCUUGGACAUUGUUCAUGGCUUUAAUUUCAACCACCCCAACAUACCCAUUUCCAUCAUCAUCAAGGUUAAAUUGUCGACCGCCUACAAAACUCGCUGCCCAAUUUCAAGAAUCCACACCCAAACCUGAACCCGAUCCCAAACCCGAAUCACUACCUUUACCUUCUUUUAAAAGCUCCAUAACCACUCAGCCAAGCCGAGGCAGAAUACUGAAUAUUGAUAAGCUUAAAGAGCAGGAAGCUAAGGAGAGGAAGGAGGAGGUGAACAGGAAGAUAGCUUCGAGGAAAGCCAUUUCGGUGAUACUGAGAAGGGAGGCAACUAAGGCGGUUAUAGAGAAGAAGAGUGGCCCUAAACAAUCCAAGAGACUUCUUCCCAGAACUGUACUUGAGUCCCUUCAUGAGAGAAUUUCUGCUUUGCGUUGGGAAUCAGCUCUUAAGGUGUUUGAACUACUACGCCAGCAGCUAUGGUAUAAGCCAAACUCUAGUGUGUACAUCAAGCUGAUUGUCAUGCUUGGGAAAUGCAAGCAACCCGAAAAGGCCCAUGAACUCUUUCAAGCUAUGAUUGAUGAAGGUUGUUCUGUCAACCAUGAAUCCUAUACUGCUCUUUUAUCUGCAUAUAGCAGGAGCGGUCGCUUUGAUGAAGCGUUUUCCCUCUUGGAGCGGAUGAAGAAUACUCGAGAGUUUCAACCUGAUGUCCAAACUUAUUCAGUUCUAAUCAAAUCAUGCCUUAAUGUUUAUGCCUAUGAUAAAGUUGAGGCUCUUCUUUCUGAUAUGGCAGCUCAAGGGAUCAAACCGAAUAUUGUUACAUACAAUACCCUCAUUGACGCCUAUGGGAAAGCAAGAAAAUAUGCAGAGAUGGAAUCUAUACUAGUCGAGAUGCUUCAAGAAGAGGAAUGCGAACCUGAUGUUUGGACAAUGAAUUCAACGCUGAGAGCCUUUGGUGGAAGCAAGCAAGUAGAAAUGAUGGAAAAGUGUUACGAAAAGUUUCAGAAAGCUGGGAUCGAACCAAACAUUAAAACCUUCAACAUCCUCUUGGAUUCUUAUGGCAAAGCCGGAAAGUAUGAGAAAAUGAGUGCUGUGAUGGAGUACAUGCAAAAAUACCAUUACUCAUGGACAAUAGUUACAUAUAAUGUGGUUAUAGAUGCAUUUGGGAGAGCUGGGGAUCUAAAACAAAUGGAGUACUUAUUUAGGCUAAUGCGUUCAGAGAGGAUCAAACCGAGUUGUGUCACGCUAUGUUCCCUCGUGAGGGCUUAUGCUCAAGAGGGCAAGGCUGAAAAGAUUGGUAGUGUUUUGCGCUACAUCGAAAAUUCAGAUGUAACAUUGGAUACAAUUUUCUUCAACUCCUUAGUCGACGCUUAUGGCAAGUUGGGAUGUUUUAAAGAGAUGAAGGAGGUGUUGACAAUGAUGGAGCAGAAAGGAUGUAAGCCUGAUAAGGUUACAUACAAAACCAUGAUCAAAGCUUAUUCGUUGAAUGGAAUGAGUAGUCAAGCGGCGGAGCUUCGUGGCUUUAUCGGGUCAGCAGAAGGAAGAAAACUAACUAUAAUGCAAAAGGAGAAACCUGACUUUUGAUUUUGAAGAAAUUUCAGGUUAUUGUAUAUCCCUUAAAGCUCUGUACAUUAUCAUUUCAUAUAGUAGUUUCAUUCUUUCAUGUAAAUACUCUUUAAGGGUUAUGAUUCAUCUAGUACAAAUAGUGUUCUUAUUGAUGAAUUGAAUAAAGGAGGUAAUUACAAAGUAAAUUAAGACAGUAUAA